Molecule: messenger RNA, 3168 nt
Organism: Cuscuta epithymum
Lineage: Eukaryota; Viridiplantae; Streptophyta; Magnoliopsida; Solanales; Convolvulaceae
Source: the annotation of a GenBank genome assembly
CGUGUACCCAUUUAUUUAUAUCGACGAAGACACAAACACGCCCACCCUUUAUUCUACACAUUAUACAUAUAUAUACACGUAUGCAUAGCCCACCUCCAUUCUAUUCUCUUCUCUUCUCUUUUUCUGCCCGCGGAUAAUAAUAAUACCAGGUACACACUUCGUCCCUCCAGACUCAUUAUUUCUGCAAAUGAUUCGUAAGGUUGUAAUUUAGACCCCGAGUUGAAUUUCGCCGAAACGCUGACGGACGGUGGUUCCUACUCCGCCGACCGCAGCUUUCCUCUUUAUUGCAUCCACCCACCCAUUUAUAUCCCAUCGGAGACGCAUCUCCUUUAAUAAAUCUGGCUUGCUCGCUCGCUCGCACGUUUUGAAUCCACGUAUCCCGCUACCAACGGAAAGCCUUUUCUUAUCCAUUCUAAUGUAGCAAUUUCCCUUCUCUUUCAUUUUGACUCCAAAAUGCUUAAUCUUCUCUUAAAGGCCUUUGGAAAAGCAUAACCCCAACUUAACUUUUAAAUGAGGUUCUUACAACAUUCCUUCAAAUUCUUACUUUCUCUUGGUUCUUGUAGCUCAGUCAGUGGUUUGGGAUACAUGGUUACCGACUGUUAGAUUGAGUUGCAUAGAUAGAUUAGCGGACCACUUUCAAUCUUUCACUGUUAUUUAAGAAUUGUACGCUACAGAGCUAACACUACUUCCAGGCACUCACUUCCCUUAUGCGGUUAUCUUGUUCACAUUAUUUUGGAAUUAUGAAAAAUAUAUCAUUAAAUUAUAAAUAAUGGACCAAAAAUGUGUAAUUUUGGUGCACAGUGACUAUAUUAGUUAUUCCACAAUGACAUGAUAUUCUUUUACGUUGUAGUUACAGUUGAUAUUUUAUAUGAAGUACUACGUAUGUGACUGCAGUGACCAUUCAGCAACAACAUCCAUGACUUAACCCCAAAAGAGCAUAUUGUCAUAUUUUUUCCCAUGAGUUGUAUUAUAACAACAGCCCCUUUUACACUAGGUUACAUUGAAAUGAUGAUGUUUGGUUCAUAGAUUGUUAUUUGAGGUGCACAGUUUUGUUGUGUAAGAGUUUUCUCAAGAUUACGAUGCCAAAUUGUUAUUCUUCAUGAUGAUUAUGCAGCUAUGUUCUUCAAUAUUAUGCAGGCUGUAAAACUUUAUUGUUUUUUUAUAUUCUUGUAGGUUGUGUUAAAAGUUAGAACCAACAGAAGGUGGAUAGACCUUUUCUUGGCAGUGUGUUACAGUCUUAUGUUGAUAAUAUUCUGUGCUUGGAGCAGCUGAUGCUGCCAUCCCAUACAUGAUAGUAUGGACUCGCAUAAGUUUUUUGCACACAUCAGAACUGGAGCAGAUUUAUCGUUCUCUUCAUUUCCUGCGAUUCAAUCCUUACCUAAUCCAAUAUCUUCUAUUGACUGCUUAAAGUUUAACCCGACAAGUUCUCCCAAUUCGCCCUUUACUGAUUAUAUUGAUCCCCAAACCCAUACUGCUUUUCGUGACAGUCACGAUCCCACAACCGAAAAUCUUCCACUGGACUAUAGCAGUUAUCCUCAAUUGUGCAGUAGUCCUACCACUUUUCUCCAAAAUUUGAACCGCAGUCAGUUGAUGAAACGUGUUCUGCUGCAGUUAGAGAGUGAUUUGAUGAGGCCUGAAGAAGGGACAAUGUCAGCUCCUCCUCCUAUUAAUGAUAUCAAAUGGUUACUUACGGCGUGUGCCAGAGCACUUGACGAGAAGAAACUGUCUGAUUUUGACAGACUUGUUGACCACGCGCGUGGGUUGGUGUCUAUCACGGGGAAUCCUAUCCAGCGCCUAGGCGCUUACAUGAUUGAAGGGUUAGUUGCCAGGAAAGAGGCAUCGGGUAGCAACAUUUAUAGGGCAUUGAGAUGUAAUGAGCCAACGGGAAAGGAUUUACUAUCGUACAUGCACAUCUUGUAUGAGAUUUGCCCGUAUCUAAAAUUUGGUUACGAGGCCGCAAAUGGUGCCAUAGCUGAAGCAUGCAGAAACGAUGACCGCAUUCACAUCAUAGACUUUCAGAUUGCACAGGGGGGCCAAUGGAUAACGCUCCUACAAGCACUUGCCGCAAGGCCCAGCGGUCCCCCGCACGUGCGCAUCACUGGGAUCGAUGAUCCGGUUUCUCGCCAUGCCCGGGGAGAUGGCUUGGCAGCUGUCGGGAAACGGCUCGCGGCCAUAUCUGAGAGAUUCAAGAUUCAGGUAGAGUUCCACCCUGUCCCGGUUUACGCUUCGCUAAUCACCAUAGAUAUGCUUGGUGUGCGGCCGGGUGAGUCGCUGGCAGUGAACUUCCCCUUACAACUCCAUCACACACCGGACGAGAGCGUUGACGUGAAGAAUCCGAGGGAUGGGCUUUUGAGGUUGGUGAAAUCGAUGUCCCCCAAGGUGGUCACAUUGGUGGAGCAGGAAUCAAACACCAAUACAGCGCCUUUUUUCCCAAGGUUCAAAGAAGCUCUGGACUACUACUCAGCAAUGUUUGAAUCGCUGGAUGUUGUCCUGGCAAGGGACAGGAAGGAGCGGAUCAAUGUCGAGCAGCACUGCCUGGCAAGAGACUUGGUGAACGUGAUUGCUUGUGAGGGGAAGGAGAGGGUGGAGCGGCAUGAAAUGUUGGGGAAGUGGAAAUCGAGGUUCAAUAUGGCCGGGUUUCAACAGUACCCUCUCAGUUCCUACGUCAAUUCAGUCCUGAAGGGCCUCCUCAAGUGUUACUCUGAGCAUUACACAAUUGUUGAGAAAGAUGGGGCUAUGCUAUUGGGAUGGAAGGAAAGAAACCUCAUCUCCACAUCUGCUUGGCACUGAGUCUGUCAUUCAUAAAACGCAUUGGGAAGUUGUAAAAGCUCUGUAUCCAAAAAAACGAAGUAGGAAAGCCAAAAAACAUGACUUUUAUUGGGAGACAGGGAGUAGUCAGGUAAACGUACACACGUAGUGCAUAGAAGAUAUACGAAGUUUGAUGCAGUCGAGCAGAUGACGAUGGUAGUCCUUAGGCAAUGAUUGUAAAAUAGGGGCUUUUGGACGGAAAAAUGUAACCAAUUUAUUGUUUUUACUCUUAAUCUUAUUUGAAAUAUUCUUUUUACUCCUAUUUAGGGUUAUUUAUGAAAACGUGUCUUUGCUUAAUUUGUUUACAUAGUUUCAUAAGUUGGAUUUUUUAAUGAAGUUUAUCCUAUAAUAUUACUUAAA